ACGAAGCGCAUAAAACAAAAGUCUUCUCGUCGGUUUUGCGUAGUUCAUCCUCCCACCGAAAGAUGUCAGUAUUAAAUACACGUUGUUUACAAUCACACGGAACUACGUAACGGCUACCCAGACAGCGUCCACGUGGGAAGAGCAUUGGAAAACAAACAUGUCGGAAAGCGGCGAUGGAAUCACCGCGAAACAGACGGCACACGUGGUGGACGAAGAUCAACAAUCACCCCUCAUGGCCACGCGGACCCGCAGCGGCCGCAUGGUGCGUCGCCCAUCCGCAUUCCGGGGCUGUGAAACCCCGGUAACUUCUGGGAGGAGGACCAGGAGCGCCGUCACACCCAAGCAAAAAGAACCGGAGGCAGAGUCGCCGGAGCCGGACGAAGAGAAGCCCGCAGAAUGUGUCGGACCGGAGACCGCGGAGGAGAAGCCCGCAGAAUGCGACGGACCGAAGACCGCGGAGGAGCAUCCUCUUGAACCCGAGGCGGUGGAGCCUCGCACAGACCCCGCAGCUGAGGUUGACAUAGCCGGCCAGUUGUCCAAGCCAACACCAAUAGAAAAAGUCCCAGAGACCCCGAAGACGAAGUCGCAACCCCCCAAGAAGGUUCUUCUGGGGCAGAAUGUGAAAGCCACUGUGGUUGUUCCCCUGGGCAAGCCAAAAUCAGGCAGAGUGUGGAAGGACCGCAACAAACAGAGGUUCUCCGCGCUGGUACGAGACGCGUCGCUGUGCACCUCCUGGGAGAAGAAGAUGCAGGCCAAGCGGGAGAAGAAGCUCGUGCACAACUACAUGUUGGAGCUGAAAGAGCAGAAGGCCAAAGUGAAAGAGGACAAGCGGAAACGCCGAGAGGAGAACUUGAAGCGGCGAGCGGAGAACGAACGCAAAGCGGAGAUCGUGCAAGUGAUCCGAAACACUGCGAAGAUCAAGAGGAUGAAGAAGAAGCAGCUGAGGAAGAUCGAAAAGCGCGACACGCUCACUCUGCUGGAAAAUUCCAAAAACAACAACCAGAACCAGAACAACAACAAGAGCAAACGGGCAAAGAAAAGCAAGACUCCAAAUUUGACUUGAAGACAUUUUGGCCCGCGUGUUGCUUCUUUAAAGUUGAUUUAUGUACACAAGAGCUGAACAGCGUGAUUAAUCUUGUGAAUCAAAAUCUUUCAAAUGGUCUGCACAAAUAACGCAGUUGCCGCUGUACAGGUCCCUCGAGUUUGGUUUCAGGCUGGGAUUUUGUUUUCGCUUUCACAACUUUGUAUGAAAUAAAAUGUUUCGCCUUU
Messenger RNA from Syngnathoides biaculeatus (alligator pipefish), 1269 nucleotides. It is a transcript of the gene ccdc86, whose product is annotated as coiled-coil domain containing 86. The transcript is spliced from 4 exons. Lineage: Eukaryota; Metazoa; Chordata; Actinopteri; Syngnathiformes; Syngnathidae. The record is from RefSeq and is a predicted model, not a curated record. Gene Ontology annotation, cellular component: nucleolus. Bases 158 to 1063 code for a protein of 301 amino acids.